Nelumbo nucifera (sacred lotus) is the source of this 5909-nucleotide messenger RNA. RefSeq names its product brefeldin A-inhibited guanine nucleotide-exchange protein 2. NCBI's taxonomy places the organism in Eukaryota, Viridiplantae, Streptophyta, Magnoliopsida, Proteales, Nelumbonaceae. Gene Ontology annotation, molecular function: guanyl-nucleotide exchange factor activity. The record is from RefSeq and is a predicted model, not a curated record. Gene Ontology annotation, biological process: regulation of ARF protein signal transduction. Gene Ontology annotation, cellular component: trans-Golgi network; cytosol.
UAGUCUAGCUUUGGCUUUUCACCGAGUUUCAGUUUGCCAACACGGUCCCAAUCGCUCCCGCUGAUUGGAAAGAAGAGAACAAGGAGAAAGAAACAGAGCAGCCAUCGCCCUGCUGCUGGUUCAAUUCAACUAUCGCCGUUGACGUACCAUGUAAGUUUGCUCGCUUCAUAUAGAAAAGGGAAAAAGCCCUAGUUUCCACUUCUUCAGAUCUGAAACUCUGCUAGUCUAGGUCGGGAAUGGCUUCUUCGGAAGCCGAUUCCCGUUUGAGUCUGGUAAUUACUCCAGCUCUAGAGAAGAUCAUCAAGAACUGUUCCUGGAGGAAACACUCCAAGCUAGUUCAUGAAUGCAAAUUUGUAAUCGAGAAAUUAGCUUCUCCCAAUAAGUUUUCUUCUACUCCCGACGAUGCUGAGCCGGACAGUUCAGUUCCCGGUCCGUUGCACGACGGUGGCCCACUUGAAUUCUCUCUCGCCGAGGCCGAAACGAUUCUCAGUCCCCUGAUCGCUGCUUGUGGAUCGGGAGUUCUUAAGAUUGCCGAUCCGGCUAUUGAUUGCAUCCAGAAGCUGAUCGCCCAUGGCUACAUUCGUGGUGAAGCGGAUCCUUCUGGAGGGCUUGAAUCCAAACUUCUCUCUCGGAUGAUGGACUCCGUCUGUAAGUGUCAUGACUUGGGCGAUGACGCGGUUGAACUGAUGGUACUUAAGACACUGCUCUCAGCUGUUACUUCGAUCUCAUUGCGGAUCCACGGGGAUUGCUUAUUGCAGAUCGUUAGAACUUGUUAUGAUAUCUACUUGGGGAGCAAGAAUGUUGUUAAUCAGACAACUGCCAAGGCUUCUCUGAUACAAACGCUGGUCAUUGUGUUUCGGAGAAUGGAGGCUGAUUCAUCCACUGUUCCUGUUCAGCCUAUUGUGGUGGCAGAGCUGAUGGAGCCUGUAGAGAAGUCCGACACGGAUGGAAGCAUGACACAGUUUGUCCAGGGGUUCAUUACCAAGAUCAUGCAAGACAUUGAUGUGGUUUUGAAUCCUUCCACCCCAGGGAAACCAUCGCUGGGUGCCCAUGAUGGUGCAUUUGAGACUACGACCGUCGAAACCACUAACCCGACAGAUUUGUUGGAUUCAACGGAUAAGGACAUGUUGGAUGCCAAGUAUUGGGAAAUCAGUAUGUAUAAGACUGCUUUGGAAGGGAGAAAGGGGGAAUUGGUGGAUGGUGAGACCGAGAGAGAUGAUGACUUGGAGGUUCAGAUUGGUAAUAAGCUGCGACGGGAUGCUUUCUUGGUUUUUAGGGCACUUUGUAAACUCUCAAUGAAGACACCUCCCAAGGAGGCCUUGAAUGAUCCGCAGUUGAUGCGCGGAAAAAUUGUAGCUUUAGAGCUGCUGAAGAUUUUGCUGGAGAAUGCUGGAGCCAUCUUUAGGACUAGUGAAAGGUUUUUAGGUGCUAUUAAGCAGUACUUAUGCCUAUCAUUGUUAAAGAACAGUGCAUCAACCCUUAUGAUUGUUUUUCAGCUUUCUUGCUCCAUUUUUAUUAGUUUGGUAUCAAGAUUUAGAGCUGGAUUGAAGGCAGAGAUUGGAGUAUUCUUUCCUAUGAUUGUUCUCAGAGUUUUGGAAAACGUUGCUCAGCCUAAUUUUCAGCAAAAGAUGAUAGUGCUUCGGUUUCUAGACAAGCUAUGUGUUGAUUCCCAGAUCUUGGUAGAUAUUUUUAUAAAUUAUGAUUGUGAUGUCAAUUCAUCAAAUAUAUUUGAGAGGAUGGUAAAUGGACUUCUCAAAACUGCUCAAGGUGCUCCACCUGGUGCUGCUGCUACCCUACAGCCACCUCAGGAUGUCACCAUGAAACUUGAAGCAAUGAGGUGCCUAGUGGCAAUUUUGAGGUCAAUGGGAGAUUGGAUGAGCAAACAGUUACAAAUUCCAGAUCCUCAUUCUCCUAAGAAACUAGAUGCAGCUGAGAACAAUAGUGAAUCAGGAAGUCCUGUGGCAAAUGGGAAUGGGGAUGAUCCUGCUGAAGGAUCAGAUUCUCCUUCUGAAACAUCCAGUGAAGUUUCUGAUGUAUUGACAAAGCGCCGGGCAUACAAGCUUGAGCUUCAAGAAGGUAUAUCUCUUUUUAAUAGGAAGCCCAAGAAAGGCAUUGAUUUCCUUAUAAAUGCAAAGAAGGUAGGCGACUCGCCAGAGGAGAUUGCAGCUUUUCUUAGAAGCACAUCUGGUUUGAAUAAGACCUUGAUUGGUGAUUAUCUAGGAGAGAGGGAAGAGUUACCAUUAAAAGUUAUGCAUGCAUACGUGGAUUCCUUUGACUUUCAAGGGAUGGAGUUUGAUGAGGCAAUCAGGGCUUUACUACAAGGAUUUAGGUUGCCAGGUGAAGCACAGAAGAUUGACCGUAUCAUGGAAAAAUUUGCUGAGCGUUAUUGCAAGUGUAAUCCAAAAGCUUUCAUGAGUGCAGACACUGCAUAUGUCCUUGCCUACUCUGUUAUAUUGCUCAACACUGAUGCUCAUAAUCCCAUGGUUAAAAACAAGAUGUUGGCAGAUGAUUUUGUAAGGAACAACCGUGGCAUAGAUGAUGGAAAAGAUUUACCUGAAGAGUACUUAAGAUCCUUGUUUGAACGGAUUUCGAAGAAUGAAAUUAAAAUGAAAGAGGAUGACUUGGCUCCUAAACAAAAGCGAUCUAUGAACUCAAACAGACUUUUAGGCCUGGAUAGUAUUUUGGAUAUUGUGAUCCGUAAGCGAGGAGAAGAACAAAUGGAGACCAGUGAUGGUCUUAUCAGGCACAUGCAAGAGCAAUUCAAGGAAAAAGCUCGCAAAUCUGAGUCAGUUUAUUAUGCGGCAACAGAUGUAGUAAUCCUGAGAUUCAUGAUUGAGGUCUGCUGGGCUCCUAUGUUGGCUGCCUUUAGUGUUCCUCUUGAUCAAAGCGAUGAUGAAGUAGUAAUAGCACAAUGUCUUGAAGGUUUGCGUCAUGCAGUCCAUGUUACUGCAGUAAUGUCCAUGAAGACUCAUAGAGAUGCUUUUGUUACUUCACUAGCAAAGUUCACCUCCCUUCACUCAGCUGCAGAUAUCAAGCAGAAAAACAUUGAUGCCAUCAAGGCAAUAGUUACCAUAGCGGAUGAAGAUGGCAAUUAUUUACAAGAAGCUUGGGAGCAUAUUUUAACAUGCGUUUCACGGUUUGAACAUUUGCAUCUCUUAGGAGAGGGAGCUCCUCCUGAUGCAACCUUCUUUUCAAUAUCUCAGAACGAUUUAGAAAAAUCAAAGCAAUCCAAGUCAACCAUCCUUCCUGUACUAAAAAAGAAGGGACUUGGCCGUAUUCAAGCAGCUGCACGAAGGGGUUCUUAUGAUAGUGCAGGUGUUGGUGGCCAUGCUUCUGGGGUGGUUACACCUCAACAGAUGAAUAAUUUAGUGUCCAACUUGAACAUGUUGGAACAAGUUGGAAGCUCUGAUAUGAAUCGCAUAUUCACAAGAAGUCAAAGAUUGAACAGUGAAGCAAUAGUUGAUUUUGUUAAGGCCCUAUGCAAGGUUUCUAUAGAAGAGUUACGAUCUACAUCUGAUCCACGGGUUUUCAGUCUUACAAAGAUUGUUGAGAUUGCGCACUACAAUAUGAACCGUAUCAGGCUUGUGUGGUCAAGAAUCUGGAAUGUUCUCUCUGAAUUCUUUGUGACCAUUGGCUGUUCUGAAAAUCUCUCUAUUGCAAUUUUUGCAAUGGAUUCCUUACGCCAGUUGGCAAUGAAAUUCUUAGAUCGAGAAGAGUUGGCUAAUUAUAAUUUCCAGAAUGAGUUUAUGAAGCCUUUUGUCGUUGUCAUGCGUAAAAGCAGUGCUGUAGAAAUCAGAGAAUUGAUUAUCAGAUGUGUCUCACAAAUGGUUUUGUCCCGUGUCAAUAAUGUCAAGUCAGGAUGGAAAUGCAUGUUCAUGGUUUUCACAACUGCAGCUUAUGAUGACCACAAGAAUAUUGUACUUUUGGCCUUUGAGUUAAUUGAGAAGAUUGUACGGGACUACUUCCCUUACAUAACUGAAACUGAAACUACCACCUUUACAGACUGUGUGAACUGUCUGAUUGCAUUUACCAAUAGCAAGUUCAACAAAGAUAUCAGUCUCAAUGCUAUUGGUUUCCUUCGGUUCUGUGCUGCAAAACUUGCUGAAGGUGAUCUUGGUUUUUCAUCAAGGAAUAAGGACAAGGAUGCAUUUGGAAAGAGUACUCUGUCAUUACCUCAAACGGGCAAAGAUGGAAAACAGGACAGUGCAGAGUUUGCCGAUAAGGAUGACCAUCUCUAUUUCUGGUUCCCAUUGUUGGCUGGGUUAUCAGAACUUAGCUUUGACCCAAGGUCUGAUAUCAGAAAAAUUUCCCUGCAAGUCUUGUUUGAGACUUUACGCCACCAUGGCCAUCUUUUCUCAUUGCCUUUGUGGGAACGCGUGUUCGAUUCCGUCCUUUUCCCUAUAUUUGAUUAUGUUCGUCAUGCUAUUGAUCCAUCUGGGGGAAGCUUACAAGGCCAGGGACCUGAAAGUGAUCUAAAUGAGCUAGAUCAAGAUGCAUGGCUUUAUGAAACAUGUACUCUGGCCCUUGAAUUGGUUGUAGAUCUCUUUGUAAAAUUUUAUAAUACUGUCAAUCCGCUAUUAAGAAAAGUGCUGAUGUUGCUGGUGAAUUUUAUCAAGCGCCCCCACCAAAGCCUGGCUGGAAUUGGCGUUGCUGCUUUUGUUCGGUUAAUGAGCAGUGCCGGUUCUCUAUUUUCUGAGGACAAAUGGCUUGAAGUGGUUUUGUCAUUGAAGGAAGCAGCUACUGCUACACUUCCUAAUUUUUCUCAUAUUAAUGAUGGAAAUGAUGUGGUAAGAAACCAUGAAGAUUCUCCAACUAAAGAAAGUAAUGGAGAAUCUGCUGGGUCUGUUCAGCCUGAUGAUGAUCUGGGGAACCUCAGAGCACGUAAUAUUUAUUUUGCAAUUUCUGAUGCCAAGUGUCGUACUGCUGUUCAACUUCUGUUACUUCAGGCUGUGAUGGAGAUCUAUGGCAUCUAUAGGGCUCAACUUUCAGAAAAGAACAUUUUAGUGCUUUUUGAAGCAUUGCACAUUGUAGCCUCCCAUGCUCACAACAUAAACAGUGACAGUGACCUUAGAUCAAAGCUACAGGAGCUUGGUUCCAUGACCCAGAUGCAGGACCCUCCAUUAUUGCGCCUUGAGAAUGAGUCCUACCAGAUUUGCCUUACAUUAUUACAAAAUCUUAUUGUUGACAAAACCUUCAGUUAUGACGAAGUUGAAGUUGAAAAUCAUCUUAUUAACCUAUGCAAGGAGAUCUUGCAGUUUUACCUUAAUACAGCACGCUCUGGACAGUUGUGUGAGUCAUCUAUUAAUGGCCAGCCAAGGCCCAGCUGGUUGAUUCCUCUUGGUUCUGCAAGAAGGAGAGAGUUGGCAGCACGUGCACCUCUCAUUGUGGCAGCCCUCCAGGCCAUAUGUGCGUUGGGAGAUGCUUCAUUUACGAGGAACUUGGCCUGCUUCUUCCCCUUACUGUCAGGCUUGAUAAGUUGUGAACAUGGAUCAAGUGAAGUUCAAGUGGCGUUGAGUGAUAUGCUCAGGACAUCAGUUGGCCCAAUUUUGCUUCGGUCUUGUUGAGUAGGGCAGAUCCGAUUUUAAACUUUUAGAUGUAUGAUAUAUAUAUAUUUUUUUUCAAAUCCUUUGUAGUUCUCGUUAUCUUAUUUGUUCAUUUUAUUAUUGACCAAGUGUAGGUUGUUAGUGUGUGACCAAGUAAAGCCAUGGUUAUUGGGUUGCUGAGUGCUUCUGGCGUAGAGCACAAAGUCAUCCGACAUUCACAGAUGUAGAAAGGAGUUAUGAUGUUGUAUGCUGUAAGUCUUUUUUCGAGCCAAUAAAAUUACACGUAGAAGGUCGGCAUUUAAAGGGCAGUUGAUCAGGCCGUAUAAAUAGCCUAAAAAAAAAAAUCCAUGAUUAGUAUGGAAGCUA